GUAAAGAUAAAAUAUUUAAGUCUAAGCCAUAUCAAGAAUUAGAGGAGUAUAAAGAGUUAGAAUUUGAUAUAUAUGAAGAAUCAGAUAAUUAUAGUAGUGAAAAUUUGGAUAACUAUAGUAAUGAAGAAUUAGAAUUUAAACAGUUAAAUAAUAUAGAUAAAUUAGUUCAAAAUAUUGAAG
This is a messenger RNA of Dentiscutata heterogama, 180 nucleotides long. NCBI's taxonomy places the organism in Eukaryota, Fungi, Glomeromycota, Glomeromycetes, Diversisporales, Gigasporaceae. The record is from the annotation of a GenBank genome assembly.